This is a messenger RNA of Pogonomyrmex barbatus (red harvester ant), 7317 nucleotides long. RefSeq names its product syntaxin-binding protein tomosyn (gene Tomosyn). Gene Ontology annotation, biological process: exocytosis; Golgi to plasma membrane transport. Lineage: Eukaryota; Metazoa; Arthropoda; Insecta; Hymenoptera; Formicidae. Gene Ontology annotation, molecular function: myosin II binding; syntaxin binding; GTPase activator activity. Gene Ontology annotation, cellular component: plasma membrane; SNARE complex; cytoplasm. The record is from RefSeq and is a predicted model, not a curated record.
AUCACAUCGCAUCGCAUCGCAUCGCAUCGCGGCACGGCACGGUGCGACUCCACGACUGACACGGCCACGUCCACGGAUACGUCCGAUCUGUCAAAAUGUAGAGAGAAUCACUCUCAGGCAGAGCGGCAGCAUCAGCGUGUCUCGAUCUCGCCGAGAGUCGAUCGCGCCGAGGGAGCGAACAUGUCAUUGGAUUUCCGCGAAUGAACUCGGACCGACGAGACGUGGACGAGCCAGCACGACACGAGCCUAAAGAGAAUCUUGGAAUCCCCCAGCCGUGAUCUCGCAGAGAAGCGGACGGAGGGACACGAAGGGACCGAACGGCACGCACGGUUGCACAUGUGAUCCCUCCCCCCCGAGUGGCCGACCCCAUUUGGCAGACGCGAUGAAGAAGUUCACGAUCAAGGGUGUACUCGACGGGUUCCGGUCGUCGGUCCCGCAGCCCGCCAAGCCCGACCAGGAGAUCGUCGAGAACCUCAGGCCGGAGCAUUUUCAAGUUAAGAAGACAUUCAGACACGGCUUCCCGCAUCAGCCGACAGCGUUGGCAUUCGACCCAGUUCAAAGGCUCCUAGCUAUUGGCACUAAAUCAGGAUCCCUCAGGAUUUUGGGUAGACCGGGCGUGGACGCACACGUUAAACACGAGGGAGGUGCGACUGUACUGCAAUUGCAAUUUCUGAUCAACGAAGGAGCGUUGGUGUCCGCCACGAACGACGACACCUUGCAUUUAUGGAACUUCCGUCAGAAGAUACCGCAGGUGGUACAUAGUCUCAAGUUUCAGAAAGACAGAAUCACUUGCAUUCAUUUACCGCUACAAAGUAAAUGGUUGUACAUCGGGACCGAGCGAGGAAACAUUCACGUACUGCACAUUGAAACGUUCGUUUUAUCCGGAUAUGUAAUUAAUUGGAACAAGGCCAUCGAAGUAUCUAGAAAGACUCACCCUGGUGCUGUAGUACACUUGAGUGAUAAUCCUUUAGAUUUGAGCAAGAUGCUUAUAGGAUAUUCGACAGGACAAAUUGUUUUGUGGGAUUUAAAAACCAAGAUUGCUGACUAUAGAUGUCAAACGGAUGAGCCAUUAACAUCGAUAACAUGGCAUCAUGAAGGUAAACAAUUUAUGUGCAGUCAUUCGGAUGGUUCUCUUUCGACUUGGACUGUUCGGCAAUUAAAGCCAGCAAGUGUAACAUAUCCACAUGCAAAAUUCACCAAAGAUGGAGAACCCGAACGUUGCAAAUCUAUUCAGAAAGUAGAAUGGAAAUUAUCGAGAUCAGGGGAAGCAUACGUGAUAUUUUCUGGUGGAUUGGCACAAGAUACCACUGGGAGGACACCCAGCAUUACAGUGAUACAUGGAAAAACUACUACGGUGCUCGAAAUGGAACAUAAUGUUAUAGACUUUAUAGUGCUAUGUGAUAGUCCAUGGGCUAGUGAUUUUCAAGAUCCUUACGCUGUUGUUGUUCUACUACAAAACGAUCUGGUUGUGAUAGAUUUGUUAACUAUUGGAUUCCCUUGUUUUGAGAAUCCAUAUCCUAUGGAUAUUCACGAAUCUCCUGUGACGUGUUGUGCAUAUUUCGCGGAUUGUCCUUCGGAUCUAGUACCUGCAUUUUAUUCCGUUGGAUCCAAGUCACAGAAGAAAACUGGUUUUAGCGAGAAAGAAUGGCCUAUUUCCGGUGGCGAAUGGAGUUCCAGUUCUAGCAGUUAUAAUGAGAUUAUUCUCACUGGACAUGCUGAUGGCAGUAUAAAGUUUUGGGACGCUUCAGCAGGAACAUUACAAGUCCUUUAUAAACUAAAGACGGCAAAACUUUUCGAAAAAACUAAAACGCGUAGUAUAGAUUCUGAGGAAGAUCCGUUAGCGAUUCAACUUAUCUUCCUUUGUCCUGAAAGUCGGAAAUUAGCUAUUGCAGGAAGCGGCAAGCACGUCGUAUUGUUCAAAUUUAAGAAAGUUGAGAGUAUGUCUGAAGUAGUGACUUUGGAAAUAUGCUUAUCAGUGGAUCCAGGAAGAGAAGGGGACAACUCACCGGAUCGUGAAUCUCCGGCUAACGUGGGAAAUGUGGAAUCAAAGAUUACAGAAUUCAAUCAUCCACUCAAAGUCAAGACAGGUCUGCAGAAAAGGACAGCCGGUUUUCAAGCAACAUUGAUUUGUUUGACAACGGCACCUCCCGGAGAACAACCCGAAAAUAUAACGUCCCUUAGCUUAAAUUCUUCAUAUGGCCUAUUGGCCUAUGGAAACGAGUCGGGAUUAGUGAUAGUGGACAUCGUUCAGAAGAUCUCUUUAAUCGUAUUAAAUACUAGUGAUCUUGGAGGUGGAUCCGAUCCUUAUCAACGCGUCUUACGAAGUCCCAAACGGCAGGACGAAUUAAAACGAGAAACUGAAGACAAGGCAAGAAGUCCAAGUACAGACCAGCUAACUAUGUGUCUACCAUUGAAGCAAAGUCAGCGAGAAUCCGCGACGGAAUCCGAGCCAGUAGUUGCAAGGAUAACGGAUUCGGCUCAACAAGUACAGCAACAGCAACAGUGUCCUCGCAAUGAGAGUCAGACCGGAAACAGUAGCGAUAAACCGGGCGCAGAGGAAACCACGAACGAAUCCAAUAAAGCGGGUAACGUUCCUAACGGCGACGAGUGUCAGAAAAGUCAAGGCUGGAAGGGAUUUAGUCUCAAGAGACAACUGAGCAAGGUUGAUCUGAAGAUUAAAAAUACUUUUACACCGUCCUCGGUGUCUUCUCAGAACGGGAGCUCGUCGUCGGGGCUCAUGCAAGUACCCCAAUGCCAGCAGAUAGGCAGCGAGACUGGCAGUCAAAAGUCUUCCACGUUUUACUGCAAUAUCAACGAAGCGGCCAGCACGAGUCGUUCGCUAUCACCGGUCGAAAGUGUUGACUCUCAGUCCUCAUUGUCGCCGGAGAGUCAAUCCCCGGGACACGAGAGUCCCCAGACCGAUGACAGGAAGCAAGAGAUCCCAGCAGAGGCUAGAGGCCCGACAGAAAAUGAGAGUGAAAAAACGAUAACGAGCAAUGACAAUAUCGGUGCAAAAACCGAGGCGGUAAGACCGAUGAAUCUGCCUUUGCCAGAGCACGAGUUAAAACCGCCAAGGCUGAAAUAUAUCGCCAAGAUCAAACAAGCAAAGAGAGAGGGCCGCUUGCUCUCGGUGCCGAAUUUGAAAUUUUCCAAGAACGAGACGACCGUUUGUGACCUAAGAUGCGAGGAGAGUGCUACCUCCGAAUCAUUCACCCACAAUCUUAUAAGAAGAUUCAGUCGAAUAGACAAAUUCGACGGUUCCUUCCAACGAUCAAGGAGCUCGAGUAUGUCAUCCCUCGAAAAUAUCACUACAGAAACCAUAAGCUGCCUUACAUUUGCGGAUUCUUAUACGAAAAAAAACGAUACAAACGGUAUGCCGACGUUAUGGAUUGGUACGUCUCUGGGAUCUGUACAGACUGUAGUAUUCAAUACGCCUGCUCACAGCGAACGUCAUGCUCAUCCAGUGGUUGUGUCUACUUGUAAUGGAUCUACUUUCAAACUCAAGGGUUGUAUCCUAUCCAUGUCGUUCUUAGAUUGUAACGGCGCUCUGAUCCCAUAUUUAUUCGAGUCCUGGAAAGAUGAGAAUACGGAUGGCAAAGAACGCAACAAGAAUCAAGGAAAAUGUACAAACAGCCGAAUGUCACCGUCGACGAACACGCAAGUCAGCGGGGACAGCUUCGAAGACAGACAAUUUGUCGUGCUUGCGUCAGAGAAGCAAGCGAGAGUUGUGGCAUUACCCUCCCAGAACUGUGUAUAUAGGCAACAACUGGCGGAGACUCAUAUCGUAAUUAAGGCAGAAAUUACAUCACUCAAAGAUAACGUCUGCCUGGUAUGUUACGUUUCAAACGGUCACAUCACAACGUAUAGUUUGCCCAGCCUGAGACCACUGAUAGAUGUCGAUUUUCUACCUCUCACAGAUUUGAGUUUUCAGACCACAAAACACGGCAUUGUAGACCCCAUGUUGACCAUAUGGGGUCAUCAACUCUUUGUUAAUGGCGAUACCGAUCAGAUCGCAAAGACGCUUUGCUUCAGCAAUCGAGGUCAUGGUUUAUAUCUCACAUCACCGAUGGAAAUACAGAAGUUCUCCGUUUCGAGUGAAUUUUGCGGUGAAUUGACAGAGAUGAUGGGUGAUUUGUUCAUCGGCCAUGAUAUGCCAGAACCGCCUAAAGAAAGUUUCUUCAAAGGUUUAUUUGGUGGUGGUUCGAGGAGUCUCGAUCGAGAAGAGCUGUUCGGUGAAUCUAGCGGUCGUGCGUCGCGCUCAGUGGCGAAACAUAUUCCUGGACCAAACGAAGCUAUCCGAGAGCGGGUCUCUUCCGCAACAGGCGAGGUAAAUAUGGCACACCAGAUGGUCGUGGAGCGCGGUGAAAAACUGUCACAGCUCGAAGAACGGAGCGCGCGCAUGAUGUCGGAAGCCGAGAACUUUUCGCAGGGCGCUCACGGACUGAUGCUCAAGUACAAAGACAAGAAAUGGUAUCAGCUAUGAGAACGCAAUUCAGCUCGAGUCCAAUGGGACGACGCACGUUUCUUUAGUUAUGUAGCAUUCGUGUUUCAUCUAUGAGUUUUGUCGUAUUAAGAAACUAAAAAGCUAGCUAUAUUACGAUCCUCACACACGCACACAUGGGAAACAUUUACACGAAGGGAGAGAGAUAAAGCGGAUAAAAAAUGCGAUCACCUGUGCGAUGUGCAUGGUACACACGCACAUUUUGUCAAACGCGAGAUAAACGCGAAAAUAAAAAAAAAUAUAUAUAUAAAUAUUUCAAAGCGGAUAAGUAUGGCGGUGAUCUCUCAAAUGUAUAAUUGUAAAUCUUUGCGUACGGAUGAAUAAAAGAGGAAUGUCGGCGAGGUAGAGGCCGCGGCUACGCCGUGAUACAUUUGCGCGGAUGUGACAUGUACGUAUUAGUUAUUUAAAAUAUAAAGUACUUAUACGCAAAGAAACGCGAAACAGAAAAUAUACGCGAGUCAAUAUAAGCAAUUAUGUAAUAAUUCGCCUUUUAAUCGGUGGCACUCGUUAAUUCAUUCGGACGUCCUGUGAACGUGUUUAAUGGCGCCUUGCCUUGUUUGCUUCUCAGCAAAGAAUUGCCAAUAAGUAUUUAUGAAUGUCACAUUGUUGCAGAAUUUAAGCACUUUUGUGUAGAUGGAAAUGAAUGAAACACUAAGAAUCGCAUUGGUUAUGAAUUAAAAAUAGUACUUAUACAUAUAUUACAUGAGUUCUCCUAUAUUAGAUUAAUAUUAUAUAUAUGUGUUAUGUAAGAAAAUAUAUAUUAUUGAAACAAGAUAAUACGCAUGGCUACUCAUAUAUUAACAAUGCCAUUGAAACUUGCAACGUAAAACAUUCUAGAGAAGAGUUGUUAUUGACUAAUAAUUCUUAUUCCGCGAUGUAAAUUUUAUAAUCGUGUAUACGUUAUAAGCUGACUUAUAUUUAAGUAUAUUUAUCGUUAUACGAUCGUAGAGACUUUCAUAAAUAUGCGUUAAGAAAUAAAACGAAUGACCAGAGCGAUUCUUAAGAUUCUUAAGUCUAUCGAGUUACACGAGAUGCAAAUGAGAAAUUUGUUAAGCUCGACAGAAACGAUAUUGUGGAUAUUUUACGAAAGUUAUGAAUGCAGGCAAGACGGCACAGCGACACUAUUCCGAAUGUAUUGACAAUAAACGUAGUUAAUUACUCGGUGAGAAAGAGGAUAUUGGAUAAAAGUUGAAUGCGAUGAAAUAUAUUUUAUCCAGAAUGGCGGGUGUUGCGCAGGCCGCAAAAGCUGCUAUACUCGCCACGCUGAUAAGAAUGUAUUAGCUGUUAUCGAUUGUAGUUAUCGCUAGACGUGCUAUGUAUAUAUAAAGAGAUGAAUACAAGUAGGACAGAUUUCGCGUUAUAAAGCUGUUUAUAUAACAAUGUAUUAUGAGUUACGCUAUUUCAACGCCGACGAUAAGUUCAAUUGGAUUUACGACAUGUCUAACGUGAUGUGACAUGAAUUAGCUAAUGUAAUCUUAGCACUACACAUAGUUUAGAUUAAUUAAAGACAAUAUAUAACAUAUAAAAUAUACAUAUAUAAGUAACCAGAUAUGUAUAUGCGUAUAUACAAGUAAACGAGUGAAUAUAUACAUAUAUAUCUGGUCAAAUGUAUAUGUAUGUUUAUAUAUAUAUGUAUGCGAUAAAUUCGUUUGAAUUUAUCGGGGCUCUGAAUUGUCGUACUGCUUCCAUAGCAAUAACUGUAUAGUUGAUGUUAAUGGUACUAAUCACUCGUAUACUUAAUAAUGUGCCCGCAGAAGAUUACUUAGAACGCAUUUUUCGAAUUCGAGCUCAUGAUAUAAUUUCCCUUUGGACAAUAUACACAUAUAGAAAAUCCGUUGUUCCAUUACACACUCUUAUCACGGGAUGUCUUCACUAUCGAUUACUAGUACAAAAGAGCGCGAGCUCGUUCGUCGAGCGAAUUGUAGUGUGCGAACUGUAGUUGAAAUCCGUAUUGAUGCUGAAUUUGUAAUACGUUUGUCAGAGUGCGCAGAUUAGCGUUGAUCCUGAAUUCCGAUCCCGUUUUACCUAAACUGCUAACUCUGACAGACGUUCCACUAUCUUACGUCUAUAUAUAGAAUUAUUAUUCCUCGAAUACCCGACACUCAGUAUGUAAGCAGUUCAAUGGUAGAUAAGAUACAUUCAAAAUAAAAUAUAAAGUAUCCUAAGCAGCGGAGAGAUUUGUUAAUGCCCGAAUUACGAAUGCCGGAAUAUACAAAUUAGAAGAGAGAGGUGUCAUUCUUUCAAUGAAGGACCGUUUAUCGUUGUAACAAUAGAAUAGGUAGUUUAAUGUGAGUUAGUUACAAAGAACAGGGAAAUAUUCUAUUAUUAUUUAAAUGUUGCAGUAAUAUAUUCUAACAUUCGUUGCACAAAGAUUAUAUAUUCAUCGAUAGUUUCUCAUUAUUUAUCAAAGAAUUCAAUGAUAUUUAAAAAAAAAUGCUGAUAAUAGUGAUCUACUACUUUACAGGCCAUAGUACAUAAAAUGAGCCUCGAUAAUGAACAUGAGGUCGGCAAUGUGCGAUUGUAAUUAAUUUGCUUAUUGCUCUAAUUUUACGCUUAUGGCUUUUAUGUAUUAUGGUCUUGAAACUCAACAAUGCUGUUUAUAAAGCAAAAUUUUUAACUCUCUCUUUCUCUUUCUAGCCCAUAUUUAUUCUAACUGAAUCAAGUUUUCUAUUGAGAUAAAAGAAAACUUGUUUUCUAUAUUGUUUUCAUUAUUAUAUCUGAUUAAUAACAUAUUGUAUAAGUGAUAGCGUACAAUAUAGAAUCGUAGACAAUGUACAGAUGUCUAAAUUAUUGAUAAAUAUAUAGCUCACAUAUUA